AUGAUUACUAAAUCUAGGCUUGGUGUUACGUUUCAUUCAUCUGCAGGUUGUGGGUUACUGGAGAGAGGUUCAGACUCAGAGUCGUUGGAGGGAGGUGUGCAGGCGCAGAAGCGACUCAGUGGUCCAGGUUCUUCACCACCCACGUGUAGAUCCAAGUGUGGAAAUUGUUCUCCUUGUAAACCGGUUCACGUGCCUAUUCAGCCUGGUAUGAGUAUGCCAUUAGAGUACUACCCUGAAGCUUGGCGUUGCAAGUGUGGCAACAAGCUCUUCAUGCCCUAAAAGACAAGACAUAAUUAAAAACACAGACUUCUUUUCAUAAAUAUAUAGUAUUAAUGUUAUUUAACUCUUUUAAUUGUGACUUGCAUGAAUGGGUUGUUCUUUCCAUGUUUAUAAUAUUAGAGUAUUAUUAUGACGAAUUGACGAUGAUUUUGCCUUCUCUGUGAGGACACAGGGAACGUUGGGAAUGUAAGUCACUUGAAAGUUAGAUUACCAAGAGGGAUCUCUCUCUACUCCAAUGUCUUUCUCUCUCUUUUUUCUUUCUUUUUUACUUGCAGUAACGCAAGUUUGUUAAUUAAGAGACAGAUUGCCAGAUUGGAACAAAAAGGCUGUAACUAAGAUGUGCCCUUUCUAUUAAAAACACAAAGUUAUUAUAACUUGUUUUAUAUUUAUAUAUAUAUUUUUUUUUCCUGGUUCUUUCUCUUUUCUCCCAUCUCUGGCUCUGUUAAAUUCUACUCACACUCUAGU
Pistacia vera is the source of this 744-nucleotide messenger RNA. Its product is annotated as EPIDERMAL PATTERNING FACTOR-like protein 4. NCBI's taxonomy places the organism in Eukaryota, Viridiplantae, Streptophyta, Magnoliopsida, Sapindales, Anacardiaceae. Gene Ontology annotation, biological process: guard cell differentiation; stomatal complex development. The record is from RefSeq and is a predicted model, not a curated record. The transcript has 2 exons. The coding region runs from base 1 to 279 and encodes 92 amino acids.